Adineta steineri is the source of this 1158-nucleotide messenger RNA. Lineage: Eukaryota; Metazoa; Rotifera; Eurotatoria; Adinetida; Adinetidae. The record is from the annotation of a GenBank genome assembly.
AUGUCGGAAAAUUUUAUUCAAAUUCAAAAAUCAUUAAAAAUCUAUUUAAAAGGUAUUACAGAAGAAAAACAAUUAUGGGAAAUUUGUAUGAAAAGAACAGAUGAAGCAUUUGGAUUUGCUACGGGUGCUUUAUUUAUUUCAAAAAUAUUUCAUGAAAAAAAUAAAGAAAAAAUUGAAUAUAUUGUUGAAGAAAUUCGUUCAGCAUUUAUUGAAACUCUACCGAAUAUUAAAUGGAUGGAUAAUGAAACACGUCAACAAGCACAAAUAAAAGCAAAAAUGAUUAUUAAUAGACUUGGUUAUCCAAAAUGGAUCGAAGAUAAUAGAAAUAUUGAUAGAUUCUAUCAAGAUUUAAUUCUAUCAAAGACUAAUAAUUCAAUUAUUAAUCAUAUAUUAGUACAACGAUUUCAAAAAGAACAAAAUUUGAAAAAACUUGAUCAACGUCCGAAUAUGGAAGAAUGGACAAUGACACCAGUUGAUGUAAAUGCAUAUUAUACACCAUCGAAAAAUAUGAUUGUAUUUCCAGCUGGAAUUUUACAAACACCAUUUUUCGAUCCUAAUAUACCUAUUUCAUUGAAUUUUGGAUCGAUUGCAUCAAUUAUUGGUCAUGAACUUAUACAUGCAUUUGAUGCAAGUGGUCGACAUUUUGAUGGGUAUGGAAAUCUAAAUAAUUGGUGGAAGAAAGGAUCGGCUCAUCGUUUCGAUGAACAUGCUCAAUGUUUUAUUGAACAAUAUGAUAAAUAUCGCAUCGGUAACGAACAUAUCAAUGGAUUAUUUACAUUAGAUGAAAAUAUUGCUGAUAAUGGUGGUUUACGAAUAGCUUAUACAGCUUAUAAACGUUAUUUAAAACGUCAUCAUUUACUUUCGAUGAAAUAUAUUAAGCAUCAACAGCAGCAACUUUUACCUGGUCUUAAUUUAACAGAUGAACAAUUAUUUUUUAUUGGUUUUGCACAAACAUGGUGUACAAAAACUACGUUUGAAAAUGCUAAUGCAGCUUUAAGUACUGAUACACAUGCUCAUCCAAAAUAUCGUGUCAUUGGUUCUUUAUCAAAUAUGCCAGAAUUUUCAAAAGCAUUCAAAUGUUUAAAAGGAUCUUCAAUGAAUCCUGAAAAACGAUGUGAAAUAUGGUUAACAUCAAAGAUUGUGAAACAACCAUGUUGA